AUGGGACGCACUAUUUGCUACAACUUGCUGCCUGUGUUUGCGUACAUGUACAUGUUAUGGAACCCCGUGCACAAAGUGUGGUGGCCCGAGAACCACUCGUGGAUGGCGCAGUGGCAAACGGCGUGGAAACACAUUCCAGAAUUCCUCAAGCUUGGCGUUCCUGGUAUGAUCAUGACGAUGGUCGAGCAGCUGGCAUUCGACGCGGCAUCCAUCACAGUGGGGUGGUUGCCAAGCGCUGUGCUGUCGUUGGCUGUCCACAACGUACUGCUUACGAUCAACGUGACCGUGUACUCCAUUUCCAUUGGCGUGGGCACGGCCUGCUGCAUUCGCCUGGGCAAUGCGCUGGGAGCGAACGAGCCCAACCGCGCCAGAGUCAUUUCCAACGCGUCGCUGGCUGCAACUGUCGGCAUUGUCUUGGUCGUGGCUGCUGUAUUUGUGGCCAGUCACAAAUCUGUGCCCGGCUUGUUCCUCAACGAUCCCGACGCUAUCGAGGCGUUCCAAGGUGUUGUCGCAAUCUUUGCAGGGUUCAUUGUCGUUGAUGGGUUGAAUUCCACGAGCCAGAGCAUCUUGCGGGGCAUGGGGCAGCUGACGAUCGGGGCGAUCGUGAAUGCUAUCGCCUUUUAUAUGGUGGGGCUGCCAUUGGUGGGUCUGUUCGCAUUUCAGUUUGAGUGGGGGCUGCAUGGCACUUGGCUUGGCCUCUCUGUUGGUCUCACUCUUGGCGUUGGGGCAUAUCUCGUGAUCAUUUAUCGCUCGGACUGGCAACCUCGAGCGGAUGAGGCUAUUCUUCGCAACGAAGCGAAACAUACGAGACGGUUGUGGUGCUCCGUGUCAGCGAUGGGGCUUAGUUGA
This is a messenger RNA of Aphanomyces astaci, 849 nucleotides long. RefSeq lists its product as hypothetical. The coding region runs from base 1 to 849 and encodes 282 amino acids. Gene Ontology annotation, biological process: transmembrane transport. Lineage: Eukaryota; Oomycota; Saprolegniomycetes; Saprolegniales; Verrucalvaceae. The record is from RefSeq and is a predicted model, not a curated record. Gene Ontology annotation, cellular component: membrane. Gene Ontology annotation, molecular function: antiporter activity; xenobiotic transmembrane transporter activity. The transcript has 5 exons.